UUACAAUUUACAGCUAAUUCAAUAAACUGCCAUAAUCUAGUGUGAAAUUUUCUAUAUUUUAUUAUCUUGUGUUUUGAUUUAACAAUUGUGAAACACCAUGAGUUUGGACACAGAGCUCAUAGUUACCAUGCCACCAUGGAAAAGAGAAUUCAUGGAAAAGAAACGAAAAAAAGAAAAGAUGGAAGAGUUAAAGGUUCCCUUGUGGAAACGAGAGCUUUUGAAAAGAAUCCAUUCUAAGAAUCAGAGAAUGAAUGAAGAUCAGACUGAUAUUUUAGAAGAACACAUACCUAAAGUCUCAGACAAUAUAUUCUUAGUACACGAGAAGCAGCAUCGACCGAAAUAUUCAUCAACUCCUCCCAACAAAUCUUUGUCUCCAGAAAUAGCAACAACUAAUCCAAUCAACAUAACUUCUGUUGACAAUAUAAUUAUUAUUGAGAAUGAGGAUAAGUCUGUCAACAAUGAAGUAACAUCUAACAACAAUUCUGAAUCUGUUUUUGCAACGGACGAAACAAAGGAAUAUCCAAAAGUGGGAAUCGUACAUAAACUUUUGGGACGCUUUCAAACUGAUAAAUCUGACCAACAACAAAAGACUAAAACCUAUCACAUUCCAACUUAUCAAAGAUCAAAAAGUACUGAAGUUGUUAAAUCACCAACAACAUUGACACAUAUUGAACCUUACCCAACAGUGAUUGUUGAAAAGAAAACACAAAAUUUAGAAUCACAGGACGCACAGGAUACUGUAAAAUCCACAAUGCCAACAGAUAUGCUAUCACCACUUCUUAUAUCCUCCGCCAAGCCAUUUUCCAAGCAAGCUAUGUCAAGUACUGAUCACGGUUUUCAUCAUGUCAAUGUCCCCAUUCGUAAAGUAGCAGCGCCGACCAGUCCAAAGCAUGUUGUAUCGCCAACAAAAGCUGAACCAGCGGCUUCUAAACCAGAUGUUUCAAAUGAAAUUGAAACAAAAAAUAAAGACACCAGCUCAUUCAAUGACGAUUUAUCAAAGCUACACAGCGCUAGAGAGGAUAACACAAAUUUUGUACGAACCACUGUCAAAACAGAACCACAGCAUGCUCCAUACAGUGUCACUUCUGUAAAAAAACACACAGAUUUGAAAAAUGGUGAAACUCUACAUUCUAGUGGAAGUACUGUAGAGCAGACUAGUAAUGCAAAGGAAAUUCAGAAACCAAAACUGCAAGAUAAAAGCAACUUUACAUCAUAUCGUCAAAGUGCCAAAACGCAGGCAAAUGAAGCUCAUAAGCCAGAGAAUAUGCAAACAAUCCCGAAAUAUGAGCCUCCUAAAAAAGAGAUUAUUAUAAAGCCAUCUGUAGAAAGCCAAAAACCAAAAGUUCAAAUUAAGCCCUCAACAAUGAAAGAAAAUAAUAGCUCUGUACAAAGUCAUCCACCGUAUGUAAAAAAGUAUGGCAAAGGGGAAAAUGAAUUCAUGAAAAUUGUACACGAAUCUCUCGAUGAAUCAACAUUGAAAAGUAAAUUGGCAAUUAAAGCUAAUAAACUCAUGAUGACUUCAAAAACUUUAAAAAUUACCCCGUCAAGGGCUAGAAAACAGUUUCCUCAAAAUGAACCAGAAUUAGCUACGGCCACACCCACCAGAACUAUGACAAAAGUUUCAACAGCAUCAGAAAAAAAUCAUAAACCAAUCCCUGCAAAAAGAUUGAGCGUUGAAAAGGAAAUUCAUAUUAUGGAAAAUAAAGAGUCAACACCAGAACCUACAAAGUCUUGGGUAACAAAUAAACCCAGGGAUGAAUUGCCAUCACAAGAACCUGUGAAGUCUCACACGAAAGCCCCACCCUUACAAGAACCCGUCAAACCUUGGGUGAAAAGUCCCACCCAAUACGAUCUACCAUCACCAGAACCAGUUAAUAAGUCAUGGGUUAAGGAUUCACCCAAAAAGGAUUUGCCAUCACAAGAACCUGUUGGGGGUUAUGUGAAGGCCCCACCUGAAGGUGAUCUGCCUUCAACAUCAAUUGACGAUAUUCUUAACGAAACGAAUCUCGUUAUCACACCUGUGGCAUCAUUACCAAUUUCACCAACCGAACCAAAGAAGGAUAUUGUAAUUUUUAAGGAAGAGAAGAAAAAAUCAAUCGUUACCAUUCCAUCACCAUCUAAUUCGAAUGAUAUUCAUAAACCUUCGACUAUGUUUACAAACAGGACUAAUGCCAAUACAAUAUCCGUUAUCCCUAAAACAGAAUCUGUGCAAAAGCCAGCGUCAUUUGGUUCUAGAUUUCCUUCGUCAACAUCGGGAUCAAGUCGUGGAAAAAGUUUCACAAUUGAUCCAAGCAAAUUUCGUAAAUCUGCUGCUGCACCUGUUCCACCACCAACCAAUAUUGUAAAGGGAUCUGGCAACACUCGUAUGAUAGUUCCUGGAAAUAAGCCUAACGUUGCAGAAACUGAUUCCAUUGAAUCAGCAAAAUCUGGAAAAAGGAAACUCACAGUGGAUCAAAUCACAGUUAUCGGUGGGUACAUCUCUCUUGAGAGAUCAUGCCUCAUCAAGAAUACAAAGAGAAAAAAAUCGGUUUCAUCAAUAUCUUUUUGUGAAGAUAAAGACCUUGAGAAAACAUUUACUUAUGCAUCAGAAAGAUCAUUGUUGGCUCUUGAAACAAAAGCAACAGUGAAUACUGUUACGAAAUCACCAGGAUUUGGAAAAGAUAGCACCAUAGGAAAAUACACACCAAAAUAUCUUUUGUCAAUGAAAUCUGAGGAACUUGAUGAUGAAGAUACAAGUGAUUCGAAAUCAGUGUCAACAACAUCUUCAGAAAAAGAAAUAUCGACUUCUAAUGAUGCCACACCAGAUGAUAAUGCUGCAACAUGGGACGACGUGACCAAUUCAAGUUCAACAACAGACAUCCUAUUUUAAGUUUGAAGUUUUUUCUUCUCUGUGCACUUACUCGGUUAUAUUUGUUGCAUCAUAAUUUGUUUUCAGGUAUCCAUUCACAACAAUAAUAUAAUUACUGCCUACCCAGGGCAAGAUACAAUGAUAAGCUACAAUAUAAAAAGCCAUUUAAAAUAUCAUACUCAAGCUUCAUACUUUAAUUUUUUGUGUUAUUUGCAUCUAUUUGCCAUGUCUUAUGCUCUUGGCAUGUGUUAGCGUUGAAAGUUUUAAUUUAAAUGAAUUUAUAUUGUGUUGCACUAUUAGUAUUAGAAAAAUACUUACUUCACUAUUCAAGGCAGGACAUUUUAUUAUCAGUAUAACUUAUACCAAUCAAUUUAAACAUGAUCUGACCGAAUCAUCGAUACUUAUAUUUAACUGGAAGCCCACUUGUUUUCGUGUUACACAAUACACUGAAUCAGGGAUGUCCAAAGCGAAUCGAAUACAUUCCAAUUUAAUUAUAUUCGAUUCAAAAAAAUGGAGUUUAGGAAUAAUUUAGAAUAUUUUUAUUUGAAAAUUAGAAAAUUUCGAGCCACCAGAAAAGCAGAUAUAUAUUUCCACAUGAACUUGCCCGUAAUUUAGAAUGUAUUCGAUAUUCUAUAUUCAAAAAUAUUUUUUUCAGAAUGAAUUGAUAUAGUGAAAUAUUUGGUUUUGGCCAUCCCUGCGAGCGAACAAUAUCGGUGUCCGCUUAAUAUUCUUGCCUUGGCUAAACUGUAUACAUUUCUUUCAAUUUUGAGCGAGUGUUCCUUGUUUCAUAUUUUUAACUUUAAUUAUUAUGUUAAUUAUGUUUUAUUCUAAUUAUAUUACAAAUUCUAGAUAAGAGACAUUUUUUUAUGUGGUGUGCAAUUUUUUUAAAACCUUGCGACAUAGGUCAAUACGGUUUGAAAAAUAUAUUUUGUUCAAGACAUUUGCGGCAGAUUGUAUUCCAUACAAUUUGAGCUAAUUUUUAUGCUUCUUUCUUCAUUAUGUUAAUACAGUGGUUUUCAACAACUUUGGUAGAGCAGGACCCCUGUGUAAUAGUUUAAAUUUGUUUCAUUGUUUAAAUUGUAUAAAUUAUAAAUAUACAUAAAAGCUUAAUAAUGGAAUAAAAUGAUCUUUAUAGUGUAACAAGUUUAAUGAAAGUGUCAAACCAAAUAGGUAUUUGAUUACAUUUAAACAGUAUACAAAUAUUGGUAUUCCCGUAGUAUGUGUACCAGGUUAGGGUUAGGCCAUAAUUUCAGGUACAAAUACUAUGGGAGUCACUUGGCUAGUCCCCGAACUCGUAAAAGAACUAAAAAUAAGGAAAAUUGGAAUAAAAUUAUGGCCUAACCCUAACCUGGUACACACUCUAUGUUCAGGUGCCUGCCAUCUUGGUUCACAUACUGCAGGAGCACCCAAAUAAUAAUAUAUGGACUCUUAGAUUGGAAUGGAAACUUGCCGAACCCCUGGACUGUACUGGCGGAAUCCUAGGGUUCUGCGGAACACCAGUUGAAAACCACUUUAUUAACAUAUUAUUCUCCUUCUAAAGUGUAUGAUUUUCUAACGGAUGUGAACACUGGUUGUAUUUAUCCAGUUAUGAGUAUCAUUACUAAUGGUAGGAACUUAUCUGCUAAUAAGUAAUUAUUUUCCAACAUUAUUCAAUUUUCAUAUCAGUCCUAGUUAUACCAUCCCUAACCGACUUUUCUUAUAACUCUGUAUUAAAUUUACUCAAGAUUCCUAUUUCUGAAAUUUUAUUAAUUUAUGAUUAAUUAUUAAAAAAUUAAGUAACAAAUUUCUUCAUGUAGCAAAGGCAAAUUUUUGCUAUUUAUACCCUUCAUAUUACAGUAUUUACUAUCUUACAUUAUUCAUCCACUAUCUGAAAAAUCAUCAUAGGAUGCGAUAAAGUGGGGUCAUCAAUCCCGACUACGUGGCCAAGGUAUCAUAAUUUUUUUACACAUCCAAGUUCAACGUGAAAAUCAAAUUUUUUAAGGACAGAUCAAAUAUUUAAUAUAAUUAACAUGCCAUCUCGAAAUCCUCUUAAGAGCAAUCAAUUCUAAAAUGUAAUUUUUACAUCAAGAUUCUGGUGAUGCUGACAUUAUUUUUUUUUUCGCAUGAGCUGUGCAACUUAACCUGUUUUCGUCUGUUUCAAAAGAUUUUUUGAUUUGGCUUCAUUCAUUAGGAGCUGCCAUUUGCUUGGAGUUUUAGUUUCAUAGUUCAUUACUAUAGUUUGCGCAUUUUCUUUUUCGCUUUGUUGAACAGCAUUUUCCAUCCUAAAGAGUUUUAUAUUCAGUUUAUUGUGCUGUAAGGGUUUUACCUUGAUUUUUAUUUAAUUUUCCCAUUUAUAUCAGUGAUCUGACCACUCAGAGCUGUUUAGUCAUAACUUUCUAUUUGCGUUGUCAUGGAGUGUGGGAAAUCAAGAAAGUUUUCAACUAGAAAAUUACCAUUUCUUAUCCUUGGAAUAAAUGCUGGAUAGUCGUGCACGGUUUGUCUAUACAUGGUAAAUUAAAAUUUCUUAUCUUGGUAUCGUCUCAUUAUCAAAAUAGUGCUGUUAUCUAAGAAUCAGCUUAUGUAUGCAAGAAAUAAAUUAUGAAAAUAUA
Messenger RNA from Styela clava, 5436 nucleotides. The record is from RefSeq and is a predicted model, not a curated record. Lineage: Eukaryota; Metazoa; Chordata; Ascidiacea; Stolidobranchia; Styelidae.